This is a messenger RNA of Myripristis murdjan (pinecone soldierfish), 1746 nucleotides long. It is a transcript of the gene pdlim1, whose product is annotated as PDZ and LIM domain 1 (elfin). Gene Ontology annotation, cellular component: stress fiber; adherens junction; Z disc. The transcript has 7 exons. Gene Ontology annotation, molecular function: actin binding; muscle alpha-actinin binding. Lineage: Eukaryota; Metazoa; Chordata; Actinopteri; Holocentriformes; Holocentridae. The record is from RefSeq and is a predicted model, not a curated record. Gene Ontology annotation, biological process: actin cytoskeleton organization; heart development; muscle structure development. Bases 275 to 1237 code for a protein of 320 amino acids.
CUUUUGCCUGCGCUUCUUAUCAGCGUGUAAACUUGUGAGUCUGUUCGUCCGAGCGGAGCCGCAGGACUCUCCUCCUCCUCCUCCUCCUCCUCCUCCUCAUGCUGUAUUAACCUCAGCGAAACUUUCGACUAUCGAUCACAGCACAUGUCAUCUGCGGUAGGAAGUGAGCGGGCCGCUGUAAGACAGAAGAUCUUCUAACACACGAAAAUACACACAUACAUACACACACACAUAGCCUACACACACACGGUCCCGUCCUGCGAAAACCAGCAGCAUGCCUGUCCGGGUAGCGAUGCAGGGUCCCGGGCCUUGGGGGUUCCGGCUGGUCGGGGGGAAAGACUUCGAGCAGCCGCUGACUAUUUCCCGGGUCACCCCUGGGAGCAAAGCAGCCCAGGCCAACCUGUGCAUCGGAGACCAGAUUUUGGCCAUUGAUGGAGAGCCGACGCAGAACAUGACUCACCUGCAAGCACAGAACAAGAUCAAGGGCUGCGUGGAGGAGAUGGUCCUCUCUAUAGACAGGUCAGAAUCUAAAAUGUGGUCGCCGCUUGCAUCGGAGGAAGGGAAGACGCAUCCCUACAAGAUGAAUCUUGCAUCGGAGCCACAGGAGGUCAAACACAUAGGCUCCGCCCACAACAGGAGCGCUCUGCCCUUCAGUCCCGCAGGCUCCAAGGUGGUGACCAGCCAGUACAACAACCCCGCCGGUCUCUACUCCUCAGAGAACAUCAAGAACUUCAACUCCGCUGUGGACGGCGCCAAAACCGUGGCAGCAGCCAACGAGCCCGGCAGCGCACAAGAUCAGUCCAAGUCGGGCAGACGGCCGCCGCUCGCUGCAGACUCGGAGGUCUACAAGAUGCUGCAGGAGAACCAGGAGUCCGACGAGCCUCCCAGACAGUCGGCCUCCUUCAAAGUCCUGCAGGAGAUUCUGGAAACAGGUGACUCUGACAAGCCGUCGGGGUUCAGGAGCGUGAGAGCUCCCACGACAAAGAUCGGCUCGUCGGUGGGGAACACGGAGAAGCUGUCCAUAUGUGACAAAUGUGGAUCAGGGAUUGUGGGGAUGGUGGUGAAGCUGCGGGACAAGUUCCGUCACCCCGAGUGCUACACCUGCGCAGACUGCGAGGUCAACCUCAAACAGAAGGGACAUUUCUUUGUGGAGGACCAGAUUUAUUGCGAGAAGCACGCACGCGAGCGAGUGACCCCACCCGAGGGCUACGACGUGGUCGCUGUCUUCCCCAAGUAGACUGCUCCCCGAGCGCAGCCUCGGACCCCACGGCACUAUGGGACACCAGAACAAAUGAGACGGGACGCCGUUUAGCUCACACCACUCCUAGAAGACUAUGAAAUGGUCUCGUCUUUCAUUACACGUCAAAACAGUCACUUACAGUAAAGUACUACAUAUUUUGACUCUGAUGAUUUGCACAUUUGGCAUUUAAGAAAGGAAAACCAGUGAAUGUGAGGUGGCGAAACAGUCGCUCUAUUUAAAAAAAUAUUUGUUCCCCAACAUUGAGUCCACUGCAAGACACAGCCGCUGUAUUUCCAUAAUGUAUUUGUCUUUGUACAUGUUUAUUAUGUUCUUUUGUAUCAUGCACAGAAUGGGAAACUUGGCCAUUAUAACCCCCGAAACUAACCCUGUGUUUUCUAUUUGCUGAAUACAUAGGCCUACUCUUAUUCAGAAAAAUAGCUCAAAAACAAAAAUACACAUCAUUGCCAAAUAAAUAUUUUAGCUCAAAACAACCAUCUUCUCUUGUC